AUGACCACCCUGCCCUGCUGGGACCCCCUGACCCUUUGUGAAAUGGGAGCCGGCCCUAGCGGUGAUGGUUCGUUCUGCUGUGGGAUAACAAUCCACGGGACGCCUUGCAAAAACACCAUACGGAUGAAAGAGCUGAAGACAGGCCGGGAUGACCUGAAGUGUCUCUCUUUUUAUCCGUUUGAUUCUUCGGAUCUACAACCUUUGCUUUGCAGUAUUGCCAAGAGCUUCCUGUGUACACGAUGGCACCGAGCGCGACAAGCAGAGUCUCUAGGGAAGCAGUGGUAUGAUACGGCUAUGCGUAAUUAUGCCAUAUGGGCUCUAUCCCCUGCUGAUCCUCAGCCUUCAUUACCGGUAUCGUCUUUGCAUGGUAUUGGAUCAGAACCUGCUCCCGAUACAUCCCUACUGGACGGAGACGGGUCUCUACACUCAGCCGAAAACGAAGCCGUGGAAGUCUCAUCCAUCGAGACGUCGAUAGUCACCGAGGAAUCACAGACCACCGAACCGUAUAUCUCAACCACCAUGGUCCGAGCAGAUUAUGUUCCACGGGACGUACCACCUACUCAACCAGCUAUUCCCCCAUGUGCUGGCGAUAUCCGUGCCGGCGUCGGGGAACUGCAAAUCGCAAGUGUCAGUCUGAGUGAUGAGGUUUCUGAAAUUCACUGCACGUUUUGCUUGGCUGAAGAUGGCGAUCAGGCGGAUGAGUGUGUGGUAUUACGGUGCAACGAAUGUACAAGCUUAGCCCACUUGGUCUGCGUGAAGGAGUGGCUGGAGAAAAGGGACUCGGGAUUCGAUCAAUCUUGCUGCGUGUGCCGAAGAAGAGGGACAUUGGAUGCGCUGGUCCGUUCACCAAGGGUGCCUCUGGCAUCUGGUGCAUCCGAAGGAUCAUUCACGGCUUCAGUUGAUGAAAACACACUCGGCCCCGUAUAUCCCGAUAUUUCGAGUCUGAUUGACGGACAACAAUCCGAGCCGGUGGUGACGAGACAAUCAUCUCGUAGAUUGAUGGAUCAAGCCGUGAGACAAGGUACCCGUCGGUCGGCUAGACUGGCAAUCCUACCGCACCACAGCCGCGGAGAGCCUCGCCGGUCUGAACGAUUAGCCGGGCAGCGUCGUGGCUGA
Penicillium malachiteum is the source of this 1116-nucleotide messenger RNA. RefSeq lists its product as uncharacterized. Bases 1 to 1116 code for a protein of 371 amino acids. Lineage: Eukaryota; Fungi; Ascomycota; Eurotiomycetes; Eurotiales; Aspergillaceae. The transcript is spliced from 2 exons. The record is from RefSeq and is a predicted model, not a curated record.